This is a messenger RNA of Notechis scutatus (mainland tiger snake), 4861 nucleotides long. RefSeq names its product RecQ like helicase 4 (gene RECQL4). Gene Ontology annotation, molecular function: 3'-5' DNA helicase activity; zinc ion binding; four-way junction helicase activity. Gene Ontology annotation, biological process: DNA replication; double-strand break repair via homologous recombination; telomere maintenance. The record is from RefSeq and is a predicted model, not a curated record. NCBI's taxonomy places the organism in Eukaryota, Metazoa, Chordata, Lepidosauria, Squamata, Elapidae. Gene Ontology annotation, cellular component: chromosome; nucleus; cytoplasm.
AUGGACCCUUUGGACAAAAUUAAAGUCCUUCUGAAAAAAUGGGAGACUUCUUUUUUUCAGGAGCAGCAGAGGAAGCCCAGCAAGACAGAUGUUCUGGAUGCUCCUGAAAAAAUAAAAAAACUGUACAGAGAGUACAAAGCUCUAAAAGAAUCCAAGGGGCAUCAUGAUCGCCCUGAAUCUGCCAUGACCUGCCAGCAAGAAAAUCAGGAACUUGUACUACCAGAAAAGGCAUCUGAUUUUGGUUCCUGGGGAUCACACCUGAAUCGAGGGCAGAAGAUUUCUAAAGUGACCCAGCAGAAUCCAGAAGCCUUGCAGGCCUCAGCUCAGCAUUUCGGGAUGAAGCUGAAAUGCAACUUAGGUGCAAAAAUUAAGGAAUGUCCUAUAACUUUAAGGAGAUCCCUCACUCCGAAAAGCAAACCAGUUCAAUUAGCACAGAAGGAUGGAGCUCAGAUUGAAAAAGUUGCGUCUUUCCCAUCGCCUGAAAUUCCUUCAUUAAAAACUAAUCCCAGUGAUUUGCCUGGUUCUAAUGCCAAGGAAGUUACAGCUCUCCUUCCUACUUCAUUUCCAAACCUGGCUGGCACUCAGUUCCGUUUUCCUGGUCCGAAACCGAGGCUGCCAUCAUCGGAUCGGUUUCAGUGGCAAAAGCAGACAGUAACGAAACGAUUGAGCAGUUUGGAUGCUGGGUGGCUAGACAGGUGCCAAGGGACAAAAUUGGAAACCAGAGAGGAACAAAAUGAAGACUAUAGUUUAAAUGUAGCUAAUGGGGCAGGGCCAUGCCCAGGAUUGCCAGAAAGCAUUUCCGUCCAAGCACAGACCCCGUUUUUCCAACCUGGGAAAAGAAAAUGGGAGAAAGAUGGCCAAUCUCCCCAGGAAAAUUGUCAGCAGGACAUGUUAGAGAGCCAGCCCGUGGUCCAGAGCCCAGAAGGCCUGAGUACACGGAGCACAGGGGAUAAUCCAGAGACAGACAAAGAAAGGGUAAGCGUAGCAUCCAGUGAAACCAGUGCUGAAAUUCUCACCACUGAGCAGAUGCAGAACUUGGAGACUGGCAGAAAAGAUGGCAGCCUUCGGCUGAGGGGUGCUUUAUGUGAUGGGCAGAAUGGACAGAUUCCCCCCACCAAGAAAGGGAAAAUGCCAAGCAAGAAAAGGCGUCUGGAUCCUGCAGCUGACGAUGAAGUUACUCCAGGCGUUUCUAAACCUGGCGUUUGUACAAAGCGCCAAAGGACUAAGGAGCUGGUUGGGGACAGCCACGUCAAAAAACUGCAUCCUGCCAGUCAAAAGCCACGAAAGGAUGAAUACGACUUUGACCAAGACGCUGCCAAAGUGCAAGAGGAGGAGAAGGAGAGGGUUCCACUUCUUUCUGAAAAUAUACUUGGGGACCUGGUUGAGGAAAAUCGUCCUAAGAGGAGUGGGAAGCCCAGCAUGCCAAGCUGCAGGCUGCCACCAAAGAAAUGUGGCAAUUUUGUCCGUCUCAAUAUGAAAACAAAAUCCCACGUAAAGCAUUGCUCCUUGAAGGGAAAACACCUUCGCAAGCAGGUGUGGAAGCAGAAGUGGCAGAAAAAGGGGCAGCAGUUUGGUGGAGGUGGCAGGCUCAUGGACCGAAGUUCUGACACUUGCUUCAAAUGUGGGGGACGCGGCCAUUGGUCUUCCCAGUGCAAAGGUGAAGAUCAACGGCCUGCUACCAGUGCCCAGCUGGAGGACAAGAGCGGUGCUGCUGAAGAGGAAGUACCUUUGCUGACUCUGGAGGAAGUGGCUCAGAUGACCAAUACGACUUACACGAAAAUUUCAACAAAGAGUGAGAACAGCCAAGAAACCCCGGAGAGGUCCGCUCAGGAAGAAAGUUACCUGCAAAUAGGAAGGCCCGCACCUGAAACGUUCACUCCACCUGCACCGAUAGAGCCUUUCUACAAACUGGGGCCAGAUAAGAAGGUGAGAGGUACACCUCCUGAAGUGUUCCAAGCACUGGCUGAGCUGGGUUAUACUUCCUUCCGGCCAGGACAGGAAACAGCAGUGAUGAGGAUACUCUCAGGGCUCUCCACCUUGGUGGUCUUGUCAACAGGAAUGGGGAAAUCUCUCUGCUACCAGCUCCCUGCCUAUCUGUACAGCAAGCGGUCCCCGUGCAUCGCUUUGGUGAUCUCUCCCUUGGUCUCGCUGAUGGACGACCAAGUCUCUGGCCUCCCUCAGGGCUUGAAAGCAGUCUGCGUCCACUCCAGCAUGUCGAAGGCUCAGCGGGAGGCUGCCAUGGAGCGGGUAAAGGCCGGGAAAGUCCAGGUGCUCCUUCUCUCCCCCGAGGCCUUGGUUGGAGGGGGACUCUCGAGCAGCAGCUGCCUCCCUCCCGCCGACCAGCUGCCCCCCGUGGCUUUUGCCUGCAUCGACGAAGUGCACUGUCUGUCCGAGUGGUCGCAUAACUUCCGCCCUUGCUACCUCCGGCUCUGUAAGGUUCUUCGAGAACGCUUGGGUGUGCGGUGUUUGUUAGGCCUGACAGCCACCGCCACCGUUUCAACAGCACAGGACGUGGCCCAUCACUUGGGCAUCCCAGAGGGCGAAGGGCUGGCUGUGCGUUCCGUUGCAGUUCCUCCAAACUUGUGUCUCUCUGUCUCUACAGAUAGAGACAAGGAUCAGGCUCUCGUAAGUUUGCUGCAAGGGGAAAGAUUUGGAAGCCUGGACUCAAUCAUCGUAUACUGCACGCGCCGGGAAGAGACAGCACGGAUUGCAGCCUUCAUCCGCACCUGUUUGCAGGGGGUGAAGCUGAGAGGCCCCCCCUGUGAAGGAGAGCCAGAAGGAGAGGUCCAUCUCCCCGGAAAAAGGAAGAAAGCCAAAGCUAAAAAGAGCAUCCGGCGCCCUCUGAAAUGGGUGGCUGAUGCCUACCACGCGGGCUUGUCCGCCCACGAACGCCGCCGUGUGCAGAACAGCUUCAUGUCUGGCCAGCUGCGAGUGGUGGUGGCCACGGUGGCCUUUGGGAUGGGCCUGGACAAGUCGGAUGUGCGCGGGGUCGUGCAUUACAACAUGCCCAAGAACUUCGAGAGCUACGUGCAGGAGAUCGGGCGGGCUGGGAGGGACGGCCAACCCGCCCAGUGUCAUCUCUUCCUCAACCCGGAGGGCGAGGAUUUGCAUGAACUGAGGCGCCAUAUUUACGCAGACAUGGUUGACCGCUUCACCAUCAAAAGGCUCGUGCAGACGGUUUUCCCACGUUGCAAAUGCCAAGAGCUUCAUCGGAAGCAGCAGGAACUCAACAAGGGCUGUGAAGUGGAGGAUGCAGAGAUGCUGACUGCCCUAGAAGGAAGCUCAGGAAAGCCCGCUGACCCAGAACAGGAAGAGCUGCGGAUAUGCUAUAAACACGAGAGAGCCAUCCCUAUUCAACAGACUGUGGAAGCGCUGGACCUCCGAGAAGAAGGCAUAGAGACGCUUCUGUGUUACCUGGAAUUACACCCCUGUCGCUGGGUGGAGCUGCUGCACCCCACUUUCUCUUCAUGCCGGAUUUCGUGCUAUAAAGGCCCUCAGCAGCUGCGGAUGGUUUCUCGAAGAUGCCCUCCGCUUGCGGUCUGCUUGGCCCAGCAGCGCCUGAAAGGGGUCAGAGCCACCCAGGACAGCUCUGUGGAGUUCGAUGUCAUUGCACUGGCCGAUUCCAUGGGCUGGGAGGUUCUGCCAGUCAAGCGCGCCCUACGACAGCUGCAGUGGAACACCUCAUGGCAGAACGGUUCCCAAGGCUCCAGGAAGAGCGAGAUCCUGGUGGAGUUCAGGGAGCUGUCUUUUCACCUGCGCUCCUACGGCGAUCUCAGUGAGGAUGAGCUGGACGGGGUGUGUGACUUCCUGCACCAGCGGGUCACGAGUCGAGAAAAGGCAGCCCUCCAGCAGCUCCAAGUCUGCUUCCAGGCUUUUCAGAGCGCGGCCUUCCCUACUUACGCCUCGUGCUGCGACCAUGCAGACCAGGAGAGGAGCAGCCAGCUGAAGUCCCUGCUGGUGGCUUAUUUUGAGAAGCAGCCAGUGCCGGAUGAACCUUCCAUGGGUGCAGAGCGUGGGGCUGAUCACCUCCAGGACGCUCAGUUUCAGCAAUGGGAACAGCAAAUCCAAGGUGACAUUCGCCACUUCCUCUCCAUCCGUCAAGACGAAAAGUUCUCUGGCAGGGCUGUGGCUAGGAUUUUCCAUGGCAUUGGGAGUCCAUGCUACCCAGCUCAGAUUUAUGGCCGAGACCGUCGCUUCUGGAGAAAGUACCUUCACUUUGACUUCCAUAAGAUUAUGCGCUUGGCUACAGGGGAGAUUGUCCGUUGGAAAUGAAUUGAGCUGGGCAGAAUCUGAAGAGGCGAAGCUCCAUCGCGCACAGCUGCUUGUUCCCUCACGGCUAUGAAAAGGAAGAUAGCCACCCUGCAAGCAUUACAUUUCCAGAAGGUCUCUGGCAGCCAGAUUUCCCCCUGGGCUAUUGUCCCAUGCUUUCUACAAAGUAGGUGGAGGAACUGAAGAAAGCUCUCUUGGCCUAAACAGAAGUCGAUCGGGUGUUCCUUUUUAAAAUAAAAUAAAAUCUUAAAUUCACUCCAAAAACAUGAAAUCCUACAUAUUUGGCAAAAUCUCAAAAGAGCUUUCCUUCACCUCAUGGCUUUCCCUUCCAGAAUUCUGGCAAUGAUGGGGUUGGACUGAGGAUUUAGGAUAAGGCGUUGAUUUAUAGUCUUCGGUAUUUUUUUGAAGAACCCAUAGUUCCUCUUUCUGAGGAGAGUUAGAAAUCUUGAUUUGCCUUCUGACAUUUGAACUGGACAAUGAGCUCACAUAUUGCUUAACUACACCAGGCAGUAUUAAGUGAAGACCUCUAAGUAAAAAGAGGAAUGUUUUUGUACUGCACUAUAGAAUUUUCCCUGGCAAAACUCAGCCUGAA